Porites evermanni is the source of this 27273-nucleotide messenger RNA. Lineage: Eukaryota; Metazoa; Cnidaria; Anthozoa; Scleractinia; Poritidae. The record is from the annotation of a GenBank genome assembly.
AUUUUUUGUUUCCGAAACUCUUCAGUUUUAGGUAACACCGGCUCCAAGAUACUUUUGGGUGAUAUCAUCUCUGAUGACGAGACUCUAAGGUUUAUAACUCAAGACCCAAGAGGCCGCAACGCUAUUAAUUACCCUCACAGUCUGUGGCCUGCGAAUACCGUGCCGUAUAUUAUAGACAGUAGCAUAGGUAAGUAUUGUAUACGUAUUGUAUUAUACACAUGUGCUGUUUCUUAAACUUAACCCAAACGAUUUUCAGAAAUUUUCAAGACUCUCUCAAGGAGCAAAUUUUUGCGACUAUUGAGGUUCGCGGAGAAGAGAGAACCUAUUUUUAGAGAUGACGGAGUGGGGGUGGUCUGAAAUGUCGUCCUUUUCUUUGCCCCACCCGGCAACGGGAGUGAAACCAAGGGGGGGGGGGGGGGGGGGGGGGGGGGGGGGGGGGGGGGGGGGCAAAGAGGCAGAUGACACUUCAGACUUGCUGAAGUGUGCUGGAUAUUACUGAAAGAUUUGAGUACAUUUCGAGUGGAAAAAUGAUACAUUUGUUCCUUGUUUAUUGUUUCUUGUUUAUUGCUAUAUACAGAACAACAAGGCAUUCAAGCAAUCAACGAUGCAAUAAGCGACUAUCACAAAUACACUUGCGUGAAAUUUGUGGCCAGGACCACUCAAAGAAAUUAUGUAAGGUUCUUCCAGGGGACCGGGUAAGCAAUGCUGUUAUAAUGAUGUUCGCCUUUGUUGGACUAAUGUUGUGUAUAUGCACCAAAAGAUUUAAUUUCAUUCAUAUAUCAGAGAAUUUUGACGAGUGCAUCAUCGCGCAUUAACAAAAUAAAAGCCGUGGCCAAUAAAAGAGCUGAAGCUCGCUGAAGAUCUCGAUCUACAUGAUCCAUCGUGAUUCUGUUACAUGUUUUGGGUCAGUGUAUUGAGGCGAAAAAAUAGUUAUAGGGAAGUUAGGAUUAGGGAUUACAGAACCUUCAAGUCGCUAAAUUAUCUAUUGUUUCCCCGUGAUUGACAGGUGCUCGUCAUCGGUGGGUCGCACAGCUCGAGGUGAACAGAAAGUGAAUCUACACCGAUAUUGCUGGACCAAAGGAAUUGUAAUCCAUGAACUUGCACACGCUAUCGGCUUCUUCCACGAGCAGUCGCGUUCAGAUAGAGACAGUUACGUCAAGAUCCUGUACGAGAAUAUUGAAAAAGGUCAGUCUGAACAGCACAGAGAUCACGCGCCUUUGAUGUUAAUUCACUACUGUCUAGGGGGGCCUGGUAUGAACCCUUGUAUUAUGGGGAAACAACACGACGACCCACAUAGGCAGAAAGAGAAAACAGAGAUCCGGAAAAUCUACAAGUUUGGUGUUUAUCGGGCUUAUGUUGAACGAGAAACAGCCUUUCAAAAACUCCAAUAUUGACUAAGAAAUCUAUAGACGUCCAGACAGUUUAUCUUGCAAUCUGGAAAAUUUUCAAGUUCUGAAAUAGCUUAAAAGUUGGCCCGAUUAACACCAAACUUGAGAAUUUUGCAAAUUGCGCUGCUCUUUUUCUGACUAUAUGGGUCAUGUGUUGUUUGUCUCAUAACGCAUAGACUGGUAUCCAGCCCCCCUUGGUUUGAAUUAGGCAAUACGCCACUUCCAUAUUUCCCAUAAUUCACUUUAUUUGCCCCCCAAAAUUUUGCAUAACCUUUGUUUUUCAUUUUUCCUGGGUAUUACAAUCGUCCCAAUAGAAAUUGAAAACAAUGCUUAUGCAAAAGUUUGGGUGGCAAAUUAGGUGCAUUAUAGGAAAUGUGGAAGUGGCGUAUAGCCAUGCCAAAAAUUGCCCUAUCAUUUUGUCUACAAUUUAGAAGUCUGUAAUUAUUAUUCAUUUACUGAGGGGUGGCACUAGGAUUUAGGAAACUUGGUUGCUUGCUAAAUCCAGCCAAUUUCUUUUGUUCCGCAGACAGAGAAAACAAUUUUGACAAAUUCGCCCAAGGCAAAAUACUACACCUAGGGGAACCGUACGACUAUGGGAGCAUAAUGCAUUAUGGGACACAUGCAUUCAGCAGCAAUGGAAAACCUACCAUCACCACACUUCAGACUGGAGGCGCUCAAAUUGGUCAGCGGGAGGCACUCAGUGCCAACGAUAUUCGGCAGAUCAACAAGCUGUACAAAUGUCCAACUGGUAGGUCAUUCCUAUCCUAAGGUUUCCUGUGAGCAAGCACUUGUCAGGGUGGUUUAGAAAUGAGUACGGAGGCCGACUCCCAAUUUCACUUGGGAAAGAGAAUUACACUAUCGAUAACCAGACAGUCAAAGAAAUAAAACGAUGAAGACAAUGGGAAAUAACAAAACAAACUUCUCCUUAAGGCGCCAAAGAUUUUCCACCGCGCUAAGACUGUUUGACUGUUCUUUUUAUUACUAUUUUUUUUUUUCAGAAACAGUCACUCCCCCUAGCCCAGGAUCAAGUACAGUAGGUGUGUAUUACGUUUGUCAUAGUAUCUUAAGACUGCAUGUAGACUCUAAUUUUCUCUUCGCCAAGGCAAUACGGAAAGACGCAAAAAUCUGGAGCAAAAACUUGUAUUUUUCACCGGCACUCUUUAUCCCCUCGGAAUCAGCAAAUACUUUUCGUUCAACUAAUUUAUUCCUAUUGUUUACUUGACAAUGUUCCUACCACCAUGCAAUAACAUAGCUUCAACAACUGAUGGGAAGGCUUUAGUAAAAUUAAGUGUAAACAAUAAUAAACUUAUGAUCGCGAGAGACUACAACUGAUAGGACCAAACUCCUCGCGACAAAAGCUUAUGCCCAGUUUGUGAUUCCAAUGAAAUGCAGGGACACCCAACGAGAAAAACCACUUAAACAUAGCAUUGUUGAACGUAUUUUAAUAUUUAAAAGGUAGACAUGGGCAUAUUUUUAUCCCCUAAAAAAUUUUUUCAUCUGUUCGGAUUUCCUAGCUGAAAGUCUAGUGAUCCGAAAAUUAUAGGGACCAAAACUUACGUUUUCGAAAAUUUUAGCCAGAAAAAAGGCUCCCGAAAAUUCUAGGUGACCUUUUUAGGGUAAAAACCCGUUAGAAAUUGGCAAUUAUACCAUUUUUUAGAUGUCCGAAAAUCCUAGGAGAGGCAGGCAAGCAAGAAAUUUUAGAACAAAUGUUCCGAAAAUUUUAGAUCUUUAAUCGCCGUCGUACAGACAUUUUCCGAAAAUUGACGUUUUGUGACCCUGAUAACUAUCUUCGGAGUUCAUCAGUUUUAUCACCAGGUCCUGCCAUAUAAACAUUGUCUAAUUGUUUUAACAAUUUUUAAUUCCUUUUUGCAACAGUGUAUUGUAACUUUGACCAUGGGUCGCGGUGCGAUUUCACUCAAGAUACUCAAGAUGAUUUUGAUUGGACAGUCCACCAAGGUGCCACACCCAGCGGGGAGACUGGGCCUAGUUCAGAUAUGUCUGGAAAAGGUAUCAAAAACUUUCAUUCUUCAAUUUUGAUUGUAUAAGAUAAUAAGCUACCCUGAGAAUGAAUAUAAUUAUAUUCUGAACAAAUUGUGAAAAAUAAUGAGAAAUGGGUAUCGUAGGUUAGGUGACAUAUAAUACAAAUAGCGACAAAUGGGAAAAAUAAUGACAAAUCGUAACGAAUGGAAGCAAAUUGGGGACGCAUGGCGACAAACGAUGACAAAUGGCGAAAAACGGAGGCAAAUGAUUACCAGUGGUUGAAACAUGGUGGCCAAUAGUGAUCAAUAGAGGCAAAUGGUGAUGAACUUGAGAGAAAUGAAACGGCGACAGAAAGUCUGGGCUCCUGAAGGUGACCAAUAGCGAUUUAACUUCGUAAUUUGUUUAAUUAUUCGAAUUUUUGCUUGGAUGGCUACUUUUCAGGUUGGUAUAUCUAUGCUGAGUCAUCUCAGCCUCGUGUUGAGGGCGAUCGUGCCGUCUUACUCAGCCCAAGCCUGGUGGGACCGUACUGCCUCCGGAUGCAUUUCCAUAUGAUGGGUACAGACAUUGGUUCUCUAAAUGUCUACAAGAUCACAGCCUCAAGCAGAACCACAGUCUUAUCGACCAGCGGAAACAAAGGUGAUAAGUGGUAUAUGGCCCAGUCUUCCCUGACAGGUUCAGAGCAAUUUAAGGUGAUUAAACAUUGAUUUGUUCAAUAAACAAGAUGUUCUUGUUAAUUAACCCUUUAAUUCCUAAUAGUAACCAACAUUAAUUUUAAAGAGGAGAACUCCCCUUCAGCGCUUCCAUUAGAAACAAUGCACACCAGUGAACGUUUGUUUGUGGCUCUAUAAAGGGUAUUCCAUUACCAUAGAAGGGGGCACUCCCAUGUAUAUAGGCUAGAUAUGGUAUGGUUUUGGAGGGACUUGAUCCUUGAAUAGAGUAUUAUUCUUGCCCUUGUUGACAUUGAGUUCCCAGUAUGUUCCUUGAUAGGGUUCCCAAAUUUUAUCAGCUAAAAUUUAAGCGCGUAAAUACACGAAAAUCAAAAUCUGUUAGUAUUAUGAAAGCGAUUUGAUGAAGGUUUGUAAGCUACCAUUAAUUUCUAAUCCUUUGUUUUUCCCUUGAAAAGGAAGGGUCUUUCAAAUAGGGGUAGAUUUCGGUUGUUCUCACCCUAAAAAAUUAUGGGGUCAGGAUUUAAGACCCCGGGCGGCACACACAUAUCGGAAAAUUGUGGGAGAACUCCCGGCCCCAUUACGGACUAAACGAGUUCGAUAGUACUUUAAGAACCUAAUAGACGUCUCCUUUGUACGACAGAUCGCGUUUGAAGCUGUCCGAGGUUAUAGCUAUAGAGGAGAUAUUGCCCUAGAUGAGAUUAAACUAGCUCCAGGAGGAUGUGAUACCCCGGCGACUGCGGCCCCUUCAACCACCACGCAAACUGUUCUGCCAACCACCACGUCCAAACCACCCGUACGCAGUGAAGGUAAGAGCAAAUUAAACUUUAAGAUCCUUCACCUUUAUUUUCGGCAGACGAAAAAAGUCAAAGUCAUGUAUAUUUACACUUAUAUUCACUUAUGUAUUGGACAUAAACAUUCUGUUAUGUUAUAUUAUUUAACUUAUACAUAAACGAUGUAAACUAUAGGUGCAGUGUCUCGAACCUGCCACUAAGACUAUAUGCCUAUGACACUACCGGAUAUAAUUCUGAUGCUUCGUCUUAAGCUCUACAGUUCUUGAUCAAAAAGAACUUGUCGACGUUGUCUACAUGGCUCGAACAAAAUUUACUCUCAAUUAACAACAAGCUAUGAUCCUUGGCUCAUCGACAUACAAGUAUGACCUUUACAUCUACUCUCACUAGGAGUGACGUUACGUUGGUAGGAAGAUUUCCUACAAGGAACCUAUUUCGGCACAGUUACAGAGAACUUAUUUCAAGACCUCAGCCUUUAAACGAAUAUCUCGCUUUGUUCUCUUGAACGCUAUGAUUCUCCUGUAUAAAACGUUUCUAGUUCCGCAUUUAGAAUAUUGUAAAACAGUUUUAGUUGGUCUUGGUACAAAGCGAUGGACUCGAAGAUGCUAUAGCUACAUAUUAUAUCUUAAGAACUCUAUUUAGAACUACGAAUGAAGGCUACGAAAUCUUACUGAAUCUCAUAGGCAUGAAUACUUUGAAAGACCGUCGUUAUUACCAAGCUCUGGUGUUGAUUUACAAAUGUCUUAACUCAAUAGGUCCAAAGUACAUUGCCGAUUUUCUGAAUUUAAGGGAAGUUAUAAUCUAAGGUGCAACUUGGUACAGCCUCAUUUUACUACUGAGUGGAUGCAUCAAUCCUUUUCAUUUAUAGCUAGGAAGCGGUGGAAUAAGCUACCGCUAUACAUUAGAAACUCCAAUAAUCUUAAUUUGUUUAAAAAGGCUCCUCAAAAGUUCAAUUUAGAAUCUUUAAACUAGUUUUUGUCUUGCACAUGUUAUUAGGUUAUUUCAUCAUUUAUUACUAAUCUGUAAUCUAUUUUAUUCCUUGCUAUCAUAGCUUGUGACCUUUUUCUGAAUGUUCAUGUCAAAUUGUAGCUCUUUUUUAAAUGAUAGACUUUUAUCUAAUGGCAUUUUUUGUGUAAUAGAGGUUAGUUCUUGAGUAGUAAGUUACAGUUUUUUUGUUUUACUUAAUAGGUUUUUAUAUAUUUUUUUUCUACACGUGCACGUCCGUAUGAGUGUUUCUUAACUCUUAGGUGUUUACGUGUAAAAAGAAGCAUACAGAACACCCUCAGAACAAACUAAUGACACACAAAAAAGAAGAGUUUCAAAGUCUAACAACAAAGGUCAAUAAAAAAAAUAAAAAAAUAAAUUUUAAAUUUUUAGGUAAUUUCAAUUCAUUCCGUAAAAAAAAUGAAGGGCAGUUAGGAAGAAUAACGGAUUUGAAUGCUCCCAUUUGACUUAGAAAAGACGUGAAGUUUCAGUUUUUAUGCCAACGAAGGAUCAUCUAACUAACAGCUGAACACAUUGAUCAGGUGCCUGUUAGCUUCACAACUCAGUUUGUACCCAAUUCUUUCAUGAUCAUCAUCAGACACCGCCGCCUCAUGAAGUUUUCUACCGUCGUCGAAGUAUCCGUCAAGAUUACCACUGGACAUUUCUGAUUCCUGAUCUGGCGCUGACAGAUGUCGCAACUGUUUACCCAGCUCUUUCAUAAUCAUCAUUGAAGAGGCCUUGGGAAUUCUCAUCCCUUCAACGAAGGACUCGUUAUAAAUUGCUUCUCUAUUAACGUUCGACUUCGCGGCCGCAGCUAGCAAUACCACUGGUUUUUGUACUGAUAAGACUUCCUUCUUGACUUUUUGAACACAGAAGAUCUUCUUAACCAUUUGGCGUCGUAAUUUUCUAUUCCUCCUUUUACUGGUGUAACUACUCAUGACAGCACCCAUUUUCAAAUCAAAACUUGUAACCCGUUGUUUUUUGGAUAAUGUACAGUUUAUGACUUAUACUGAGGAUUUAUUUAUAUGUUUUCUUAAGUCGUUGGUAAAAACAGAUUUCUAUCAGUUGCCUAGGUAACAUGACGUUAAUAAGGCUAACAAACAACUUAAUUUGUGCGUCGCUAAGGAGAAACAUAACAUGUUUGUCCGUUACCGUGACGAUAUACUCAGAUUAUUAAACAAGACGGGGUUGUGAUUGUCUAAGAUUAGUUGUUAUGGCAACUCACUACUACCUAAGAAUUAGAUUCAACCAAGCUUUUAACAUGUCGGCUCAUAGGGCUCACAAACAACCUAAAUUUGUGCGUCGCUAAGGAGAAACAUAACAUGUUUGUCCGUUACCGUGACAAAAUACUGACCUUGGAAAACAAGAUCGGAUUGUGAUUGUCUAGGAUUAGUUGCUAUGGCAACUCACUAACCCUAAGAAUUAGAGCCAACCAAGCUUCGCACAUGUCAGCCCAGAGUUUAAGUAAUUCUGAGAUUACACAGGUAGUCAAAGGCUGCCCAUGAUGUUGUCAGGCUGGAUAGCAAUGUAGUGGUAACUGCGAAAACUCUUUUCAGGUGACUUACAAUUCGUAACAAGCUGAAGGUGUGUUUAGAACACAACAUAAACCUUUUAUCCGUUACCUGGGUAACGCAGAGACGUUAAUCAUUAACGUAAGUCGGAGUUCAAAACAGCCUUAAUGGAUGUGUUGCUAUGAACAAAGAUAAAUGUUUGUUGCUCACCCAAGUAACACAGCGUCUUUAAAUAAAAAGUCUUUCAGUAAAGCUGUGAAGUACAAGAUAAGCUUCUAAAUAAUUUUACCAUAAAUAACAGGGGGCUAAAAUUGGCCUUACAAUACGCUUUUUUAUCCACUCAAGAAAACUUUUCUGCCCUAGUGCAAACAGAAAUAAAACUUACAAACAAAACAAAUUAAUUCUACAAGAGAUCGGAUUCCAACGGCAAACUUCACAAUAAUCAUUACUAUCGUUAGACACUUCUCGCAGAAAAUUAUAAUCAAUAAAGAUUUAACAAGCAGAAUGUCACUUAAGAAAAAAAGGUUGGAUGAUAAUAAUAAUAAUAAUAAUAAUAAUAAUAAUAAUAAUAAUAAUAAUAAUAAUAAUAAUAAUAAUAACAAUAAUAUUAAUACGGCACGGGCAUCUGCUUUCCUCUCGAUGGCAAGACGAGGCGCUGUGUCGAGACUUAUGCUUUACUUGGUUAAGAGAGUGGACGUCUUCACCUAACCAUACCAUUGCUGGUGUAAUGGAGCUCUGCGAGCAGCCAACACCGACCAGAGUGUAUACUUCAUAUAAGAGAGGAACCACCCAGGGGAUGUAACGUGUAGGAUGUGCGAAAGAGCUGCAGAGACCCUCCCAAAUGUUUUAUCGGCGUUUUGUUCCGCCGUAGCUCGAUCAAAAAAAUUGAACCGACACAAUGCCGCGUUGAAGAUACUUUUUUUCGAAAUGCGCAAAGACCAUAAAUUGGUGGAUUCCGUUCCCUUAUGGAACCUGCCAGUAACAUCUAAACCAAUGUACGAGUCACCUGAUGCGCAAGCCUAUUAGGAUGUGCCGGUUUACGUGUAACAUCUCUAGAUGUGACCACAUAACGCCUGUGUUGCGCUCUCUACACUGGUUACCUAUUGAAUAUCGCAUCAGUUUCAAAGUACUCUUCAUUACUUUUAAGGCCAUUUAUGCGGCGCUGCAUAGUGUAAAAUAAUUAUAAUUUACUUUUACCGGUAUCACUUGUAAUAAUAAUAAUAAUAAUAAUAAUAAUCGUCCGUUCACCCUGACGAUCAAACUCAACCUUUUGAAAAGACUCCUGGGUUCAAACCUUUCACAAUAAUAAUAAUAAUGUUAAUAAUGUUGAUAACAAUAUAAUAAUAAAAAAAAUCGUGAAAUUCCAAAAGAGAAGUUGUAAACGGGACUCUAGACCCGUGGAAGGCACCUUUACAUCUAUUUUCGGCAGUCGAAAAAAAGUCGAAACAUGUACAAGGAUAGGCUCUUGUUUAUUGGGCAUUAACAUUUCUCGGUAAUGUUUGAAGUUGACAGGGCCUGGUAUACAGCACACCCUCAGAAUAAACUAAGGACACAAAAAGACAACGUCUCGAAGUCUUAACCACAAAGGUCAAUAAACAAAUCAAAAUAAAUUUUACCUUUUUACAUAUGUUCAUAACUAAAAUUUUUCAAAUCAUUUCCUGAAAAAUUGAAGGGCAGUUAGAAAAAAUGAAGGAUUUGAAUAUGCUCAUUUGCCUUAAAUAUCAAAAUCACUCAGCAAAAGUGAAGUUUCAGUUUUUCUGUCAACGAAGGAUCAUCUAACUAACAGCUGAGCACAUCGAUCAGGUAGGUGCUUGUUAGCUUCACAACUCAGUUUUUACCCUAUUCUUUCAUGAUCAUUAUCGGACACUGGCGCCUCAUGAAGUUUUCUACCGUCGUGGAAGGAUUCGUCAAGAUUGCCACUGGACAUUUCUGAUUCCUGAUCUGGCGCUGACAGGUGUCGCAACUGUUUACCCAGCUCUUUCAUAAUCACCAUCGAAGAGGCCCUGGGAAUUCUCAUCCCUUCAACGAAGGACUCGUUAUAAAUUGCUUCUCUAUUAACGUUUGACUUUACAGCAGCAGCGAGCGCGCUUCUUAACUCAGCUUUCCUCAUCAUCUGCUUCAUCACUUCCAUCGAAGAUAACACGGAUAUUUCUGCCGAUGAAACUUCCUUCUUGACUUUUUGAACACAGAAGAUCUUCUUAACCAUUUGGCGUCGUAAUUUUCUAUUCCUCCUUUUACUGGUGUAGCUACUCAUGACAGCACCCAUUUUCAAAUCAAAACCUGCUACCCGCUGUUUUUCGGAUAAUGUACAGUUUAUGACUGAUAAUGAGGAUUUAUUUAUGUGUUUUGUUAAGUCGUCAGCAAAAACAGAUUUCUAUCAGUCACCUAGGUAACAUGACUUUAAUAAGGCUAACAAACAACUUAAUUUAUUCGUUGCCAAGAAGAGACAUAAAAUGUUUGUCCGUUACCGUGACGAUAUACUUAGAUUAUUAAACAAGACAGGGUGGUGAUUGUCUAGGAUUAGUUGCUAUGGCAACUCACUACUACCUAAGAAUUAGAUUCAACCAAGCUUCGAACAUGUCAGCCCAGAGUUUGAGUUAUUCUGAGAUUAAACAGGUAGCCAAAGGCUUCCAUGCUGUUGGGCUGAAUAGCAAUGAAGUGGUAACCGCAAAAACUCUUUUCAGGUGACUUACAGAUGGUAACAAGCUCAAUGUUUGUUUAGAACACAACAUAAACUUUUCAACCGUUACCUGGGUAACGCAGUGACGUUAAUCAUUAACGUAAUUCAGAUAAGAGUUCAAAACAGCCUUAAUGGAUGUGUUGCUACGAACUAAGAUAAAUGUUUGUUGCUCACCCAAGUAACACAGCGUUGUUGAAAGUCUUUCAGUAAAGCAGUUACAUAUAACAUAACCUUCCAAAUAAUUUUACUAUAAGUGACAAGAGGCUAAAAUUGGCCUUAAAAUACGAGUUUUUAUCUUCCCAAGAAAACGUUUCUGCCCUAGUGCAAACAAAAAUAAAACUUACAAACAGAGAAAAAUCGCGAUCGGACGUAUUCGAAUGGCAAAUUUCACAACAGUUAUUAUUAUUGUUAAACACUUUAUCGGGGGAAACUAUAAUCAAGAAAGAUUUAACAACCAAACAUGUCAUAAAAAAAAUAAAAGAACGUGAUAAUAAUGAUGAUGAUGAUGAUGAUAAUAAUAAUAAUAAUAAUAAUAAUAAUAAUAAUAAUAAUAAUAAUAAUAAUAAUGAUAAUACGGCACGGGCAUCUGCUUUCUUCUCGAUGGCAAGACGAGGCGCUGUGUCAAAACGGAUGCUUUGCUUGGUUAAGAGAGUGGACGUCUGUACCAUACCAUUGCUGGUGUAAUGGAGCUCUGCGAGCAGCCAACACCGACCAGAGUGUAUACUUCAUAUUAUAAAACCGGAACCACCCAGGGGAUGUAACGUGUAGGAUGUGCGAAACAGCUGCAGAGACCCUUCCACAUGUUUUAUCGCCGUGAUGUUCCGCCCUAGCUCAAUCAAAAAACUUGAACCGACACAAUGCCGCGUUGGAAAUACUUUUCUUCGAAAUACGUAAAGACCAUAAAUUGGUGGAUUCCGUUCCCUCAUGGAACUCACCAGUUACACCCUAAACCAAUCUACGAGUCACCUGAUGUGCAAGCCUCUUGGGAUGUGCCGGUUUACGCGGAUCAUACUUGUGUCAAAGCCAACAGAGUGGAUGCGCGGUUUGUGGAUCAUAUGGGAAAGAAAGUCUGGGCAGUUGAAAUGAGCUGUCCGUGGAUGGAGAAUCCCGGAAAGAAGGAUGAGGAGAAGACAAUAAAGUACGGUCCUCUGCGAUGAGAGCUGAGGAAGCAAUACCCGGGGUAUAACAUCGACCAGUGUAAUAUUGUCAUUGAAGUGCUAUAUACGAAGGUGGUCAAAGAAACUUGAGCUGACUAUGAAAAAGUUCGUUGGUGCAAGGGCAAAGGGUGUUUUGCCAAGAAUGCAGAAAGCCACAUAUCUCGUGCUUCCUCAAUGUAACACGUACUUUUGAGGCAACUGUUGUUUAAGGACGUAUUAGGGUAAUGUUUCGAUGGGAUCGCAGUAGUGACGUUUUAAGUGCUUUUAAAGGAUCAGGCAAGUUUUUUGUUAGUCGUCCUUUCUUCUUCUUCUUCUUUUUUCCUUUUUCUUUUUUUUUUGUUUUUGAUCACCUUAUGAUCGGUGAUACAAGAGUAAGCCAAGCCCUGUCACGGGUGCAAAUAAUGUCGGAACUUGGUUUGAUGGCAAUCUUAAUCUGAAGGGACAUAUCAAUAAGACCGGUAAAACUGCGUAUUUCCAUCUCCAUAACAUACAGCUAAUUAAGAGAUAUCUAUCUAACAAUACCGCUCAAACACCACUUCAUGGACUUGUUAUGGGACGAGUUGGUUAUUGCAAUAGCCUUCUCUUCGGUCUACCUACAGUGCAUUUAGGAAAACUACAACGUGUUCAGAAUUCAGCUGCUCGUAUAAUUUGUAACAUCUCUAGAUAUGACCACAUAACGCCUGUGUUGCGCUCUCUAUACUGGUUACCCAUUCAAUAUCGCAUCAGUUUCAAAGUACUCAUCAUUACUUUUAAGGCAAUUUAUUGCUCUGCAUAGUGUAAAAUAAUUAUAAUUUACUUUUACCGGUAUCAUUUGUAAUAAUAAUAAUAAUAAUAAUAAUAAUAAUAAUAAUAACAUCAUUAUAUGGUCCAGCCCCCUGUCUGAUUGUAACCGUGUGCAGGCAACUAAUCAGUAUGCACUCCCGGUCCUGCGGUACCUAAUGUGGACACAGCAUUGGCCUCUAUCAGAGUUAAGAGAUGUGGACAGAGCAGCUCGGAAGAUCAUAGUUGAGAACGGUGGCAAGCACCCAGCUAGCCUGACUUCUUUGUUAUAUCUACCGAGGGAGAAAGGGGGUAGAGGCCUGCGAUCAGUCGAACACGAGUACAAGAUCACUAAAAUCAAAUCGCUACUGAAAUUGUAUCAGAACCCGGACCAGACUGUGGAAGCAGUUAGAGAAUUUGAAGAACACGCCAUGGCAUCAGGCCACCAGUCGCUCGUAAAGGAAGCAGCUAAGUACGCUGAAGAACUCAACAUCACACUUCAGCUUGAUACCCUAAAUCCCGUGUGUGUUACAACAGAAGGAAAGGUGGUAACUGCAGCAAGAGCUGCGAAUCUGUUGAAGCAAUCUCAAGAGAAGCAGUUCUUGGAGAUCGCUAAAGACAAAAAGUGGCAAGGAAAGUUAUUCCGUAUCAGAUGGGAAGAUGAGAACCUAAGCAUAACCAGCUGCUUUGCAUGGUUAAAAGGUUGGGCUACAUGCCCUACACAUACCAUCGCGGGCAUGUAUGAAUUGUAUGAGCAGUUGUUACCUACGAAGCUCUACACAAAGGAGAAGACGCAAACCUCCACCGACGGCGAAGUUCUAUGCAGGUUAUGUGGGAAGGUAGCUGAGAGCGUUGCACAUGUUCUGGCUGCAUGUUCCUCCCUGGCACAAACCAAGUACCUAUACAGGCAUAAUCCAGCUUUGAAGAUUCUGUUUUUUGAGCUCCUGCGAGAGCAUGGGUUAAUGGAAGAGGUUCCACCAUGGUACUCACCGGUGAUGCCAAAACCAGCCUACCAGAACACCACGAGUGAGGCGUUUUGGGAUAUUCCCAUCUAUGUAGAGCACCACGAAGUUAGAGCAAAUCGGAUCGACGCGCGACUUGUCAACCACGAGAGGAAAGAAGUCUGCACAAUUGAAAUGAGCUGCCCAUGGAUUGAGAGUAGAGCUAAGAGAGAUGAGGAAAAGACACUCAAGUAUGGGCCCAUGAUGUGGGAGCUGAAGCAGAGAUACAAUGGUUACAGGGUUGAACAGUACAAUGUAAUAAUUGACGUACUUGGGGGUUACUCUAAACACCUAGAGAAGUCGGUGAGGAAGCUACUUGGAGCGAGAGCACGGAGCGUACUUGAGCGGAUGCAGAAGUCGGUCAUCUCAAACACUUUAAACAUUGCCAGAACAUUUAAGAUAAAUACUUAGUUAGGGCGCUAUGGACUUCAGUUUUUAGGUUUUUGUUUUUUCUCUAGAAAUCUAGAAACACAAGCUUGCUGACGUUUUUAUUUAGAUUUUUUAGAACAUUAGAGUUUGAUAUUAUUAUAAAUAAGUUUUUGUUGAGAUAGCGAAGGUUUUACAGAGUAUCAGAAUUUAAUAAUAUUCUAAAUUGGCUUUUUUAGUAGAGAGAUUUAUAUCACUAUGUAUAAGCUUUUAGUAGAGAUAGCGAAAGUUUUACAGAGUAUCAGAAUUUCAUAAUAUUCUAAAUUGGCUUUUUAAGUAGAGAGAUUCAUAUCACUAUGUAUUUUAGGAUUGUAUUAGGUUUCGUAUCGACCUUUUUUACUUCUAAGUAUAGCUUCUCAAGUGGUGUAGGUUACGCUAUGCGCCCUAUACUACUCAUAAUGUGGACAGCAUUCCAAAGUUUCAUACUGCGACAUAAUAAUAAUGAUGAUGUCAAUAAUAAUAUUAAUAAUAAAAAAAUCGUGAAAUUCCAAAAAAGAAAGUGCAAACGGGACUCUAGACCUGUGGAAGGCACCUUUACAUUUAUUUUCGGCGGUCGAAAAAAGUCGAAACAUGUACAAGGAUAGGGCUCUUGUUUGUUGGACAUUAACAGUUCCAGGUAAUGUUUGAAGUUGACAGGGCCUGGUAUACAGUACACCCUCAGAAUAAACUAAUGACACAAAAAGGCAACGUUUCGAAGUCUUAACCACAAAGGCCAACAAACAGAUAAAAAUAAAUUUUACCUUUUUAGAUAAUUUCAUGUUGAAAAUUUCAAAUCAUUUCCUGAAAAAUUGAAGGGCAAUUAGGAAAAAUGAAGGAUUUGAAUAUGCUCAUUUGCCUUAAAUAUCAAAAUCACUCAGCAAAGGUGAAGUUUCAGUUUUUCUGUCAACGAAGGAUCAUCUAACUAACAGCUGAGCCCAUCGAUCAGGUGCCUGUUAGUUUCACAACUCAGUUUUGUACCCUAUUCUUUCAUAAUCAGUAUCGGACACCGGCGCCUCAUAAAGUUUUCUACCGUCGUCGAAGGAUUCGUCAUGAUUCCCACCGGAAAUUUCUGAUUCCUGAUCUGGCGCUAACAGACGUCGUAACUGUUUACCCAGCUCUUUCAUAAUCACCAUAGAAGAGGCCUUGGGAAUUCUCAUCCCUUCAACGAAGGACGUGUUAUAAAUUGCUUCUCUAUUAACGUUUGAAUUUACAGUGGCAGCGAGCGCGCUUCCUAACUCAGCUUUCCUCAUCAUCUGCUUCAUCACUUCCAUCGAAGAUAACACGGACAUUUCUGCCGAUAAAACUUCUUUCUUGACUUUUUGAACACAGAAGAUCUUCUUAACCAUUUGGCGUCGUAAUUUUCUAUUCCUCCUUUUACUGGUGUAACUACUCAUGACAGCACCCAUUUUCAAAUCAAAACUUGUAACCCGUUGUUUUUGCCAAUGUAUAGUUUAUGACUUAUUGACUUAUACUGAGGAUUUAUUUAUAUGUUUUUUUAAGUCGUUGGUAAAAACAGAUUUCUAUCAGUUGCCUAGGUAACAUGACGUUAAUAAGGCUAACAAACAACUUAAUUUAUGCGUUGCUAAGAAGAAAAAUAACAUGUUUGUCUGUUACCGUGACGAUAUACUCAGAUUAUUAAACAAGACCGGGUUGUGAUGGUCUAAGAUUAGUAGUUAUGGCAACUCACUACUACCUUACAAUUAGAGUCAACCAAGCUUUUAACAUAUCAGUUCAGAGUUUUAGUUAUUCUGAGAUUAAACAGGUAGCCAAAAGCUGGAUAGUGGUAACUGCAAAAACUCUUUACAGGUGGCGAAGAGUUUGUAAAAAGCUCAAUGUGUGUCCAGAACAUACCAUAAACUUUUCAUCCGUUACCUAGGUAACGUGACGUUUAUUUUUGACAUAACUCACAGCUCAAAACAACCGUAAUGGAUGUGUUGCUAAGACCAAAGAAAAAUGUUUGUUGCCCACCCAGAUAAGAAAGCUUUGAAAGUCUUUAAAGCAAUGAAAUAGAACGUUGGUUUCUAAAAAAUAUUUUAACCGAAAAUAAUGAGGGGCUAAAAUUGGCUUCAAAAUACGAGUUAUCAUCACCCAAAGUUACAUUUCUGCCCAACUACAAUAAAAUAGAACUUACAAGCAAACCAAAGUGUACAAGAGAUCAGAAGGAGCUACCGCAAAUUUCACAAUAGGAGCCCGCAAUCCUAAUCUCCAGGUUUUCAUUACGCAUGCGUCGCAUAUAUGUAGCCAGCAUUCGUUCGGACUUCCACUAAGAAUGAAGUUCAAAACGCUUUUGCUCGAACACUGUGCUUUGCGUACGUUUCACGUGACGGAUGGUCAAAACAAGCGUGAUCAUAUCAAAGUUCGUUAUGUGCAUUCCAUCCAUUCUUACUGGAAGUCCAAACAAAUGCUGGCUACAUACAUGCGACACAUGCGCAUUAACAACCUGGAGAUUAGGAUUGCGGGCUCCUCCUGUCGCCCGCAAUUGUUAUUUAACAAUUCAUGGGGCAAAACUUAGCCUGCAGAGCAAGCGUUUUUUAACGAAAGGUCAGAAGUAAAUUGAUCGUGGCAGCCAUCUUGAAAGCAAAAAUAAAAAAAUAAACUGAGGAAGGGUGGGCGGGUGGGGAGGAGAACCUCUCCCUUGAAAGUAUUUGUUGACUCUACCAACUCUCUUUCAGUCUCAACGUCCAAGAUGACGGGAUAAAAUUGGUCCUCACGGGGGUGAGGGGGGAGUGGGCCGGGAAAUAUGUGGGGGCUAGCUAGAUUAUUUUGGGAUCGCGAGGGAGGGGUUAAGAAAUAUUUCCUUGGAUAUAUCACCCACCUUCACCGUUUCGUGAUAAGCGAAAGCCGCUAAUUUGACUUUACCAUCAAGAUGCGGCCUUUUCUUGACUUGCUUUCGCAUUUGACAUGAACUAUAAUAGCCCGCAAUUGUUAUUUAACAAUUCAUGGGGCAAAACUUAGCCUGCAGAGCAAGCGUUUUUUAACGAAAGCUCAGAGGUAAAUUGAUCGUGGCAGCCAUCUUGAAAGCAAAAAUAUAAAAAUAAACUGAGGGAGGAUGGGCGGGUGGGGAGGAGAACCUCUCCCUUGAAAGUAUUUGUUGACUUUAACAACUCUCUUUCAGUCUCAACGUCCAAGAUGACGGGAGAAAAUUGGUCCUCACGGGGGUGAGGGGGGAGUGGGCCAGGAAAUAUGUGGGGGCUAGCUAGAUUAUUUUGGGAUCGCGAGGGAGGGGUUAAGAAAUAUUUUCGUUUUGUAGAUAUUUCCUUGGAUAUAUCACCCACCUUCACCGUUUCGUGAUAAGCGAAAGCCGCUAAUUUGACUUUACCAUCAAGAUGCGGCCUUUUCUUGACUUGCUUUCGCAUUUGACAUGAACUAUAAUAACCACCUUUAUCACCUCAAUCUUUUCUCCAUUUCAUUAAACUGCAUUUAUGAAUGUGUUUCAGUGUUCUGCAACUUCGAUGCCCAAUCUUUAUGUCAGUUCACCCAGGGAAGUGACGACCAGUUUGACUGGACAUUGAACAAGGAUAGUACACAAAGCGUGAACACUGGACCAAGUAAAGAUAUCUCCUCAGCAGGUAAGCAGUUUGUGCUGGUCUCUUAUAAACUGCUUAGAGCUGUCGUAUGUGUUACGUUGCGGAGUCACAGCACUCAAAUUUGCUUCCUUUCGUCGUCCUUUGACGUGUUUUCCAAACAUUUUUGACAUUUUUCAAAGAGCCAGUUUCCUACGAACCAGGACGACGUUUGAAGAAUUUUAUUUCUAUAACAAUUUCGUUCCCAGGGUCCCUCUCCUUUAAGAGAGUCACCGGUAACAAAGUUGUCAUUGUUACUUUCUUUUUUUUUCAAUUGCACGUCUCCGCCUUAAAAGCAUCUGAAACAUCAUGCAUUUUGAUCGGUUCUGUAUUGCAUGGACUCCAUCAAAGAUUUUCAAAAGAUUCGAAAAACGUUGUUAAGCAAAAAAGCAGCAUUGUAAUUAAAAAUUACGAAUCUUUUUCUUUGCUGUUCUUAGGCUACUACGUCUACGCCGAAGCUUCAAAUCCUCGACAGACGGGUGACCGCGCCCAUUUAGUUUCCCCCAGUCUUACUGGCGAUUUUUGCGUUCAGUUCUACUACCACAUGUAUGGGUCCUCCAUGGGCACCUUGCGGGUUCUUAGGCUUAGGGGCUCACAGAGGACUAUAGUGGGAGCCUUUACUGGUGACCGUGGAAAUGUUUGGCACUUAGCAAACAUUGAUCUUCCAGCAGCUCAGAUCCAACAGGUAAAGUUUGGUAGUAGCCUUAAUGAUGAUAAAGGUGACAAUUGUUGUGAUCUGAUAAUGACGGUGAUCAUGUAAGAGUUGAAAGAGAGAGAAAAAAGGAAGAGCUACCGACACCACGAUCCUGUUAGGGGACUGAGCAUAACAAAACUGAGGGAGGUCAGGGAAAGUCGAUUUGUUGUACCAAAUGUAAUGAAGGAGCCUGGAUACUUGGAACAAUUCCAAGAGGAAUGAUCACGCAGAAAGCAUUGAAGGAUACUGAGACCGAGUCAGACCGAAAAAAUUUUGUUGAAUGCAAAUCACAGGUAACUCAGGCUCGCUGUUUGUGUCACGUACCGGUUUCAUAACAUGAGUAAAUAUAGAGAACAUAUGGGGCGAGGUUUAGGUCUGGAAAUUUGCUAGAAAGUGGAAAUAAAAACCGAGGAAACUUACCAUGUGGCGAUUUGCUGUUGUGCUUAAUAUGCACACGAAGUUUCGGGAAAAAUAGUCUCCUUCAUCUUUCCUACAUAGUGUGUAGGAACAAUGAAGGAGGCUACGAUGACUGAUGUCAAAGUCUCGCAAUGAUGGCGCGGCCAAGUUUGUCCGCCUAGAGGCGCUUGUGGCCUUUAAAUAGCGUCAUGUUUAGGUGUUAUGUGACCAUCUUGCCAUCGAGUGCGCUUAUUUUAGAAGGAACACCUCCCGCUGUAUGUAAUAAUAAACACUGGUUUUGUUUCAUUUCAGUAUCAAGUACUGUUUGAGGCUGAACGCAACGGAUGGGAGGGUGAUAUGGCUUUGGAUGAGAUCAGAUUAACACCUGGAAGAUGCAGACAAUUUGUGGUGACCACUACACUUCCCACACCCCCUCCUACUACUAAGCAACCUACUCCACCCGUCACACAAGGUAUGUUUUGCAGUGGGGAGGGGAGAGGGUUCAUCACGAGCCUUCACCUGUGGCUUGUGUGUCCAUUUGUCUUCGCUCCAAAGCGUAGCAGAGCAAAUUUAUUCUGAAGGGAUACAAUCUUCGUCUUGCUUGGGUAUAGCCCUCCGUUUUUGAAGUAAUAAGAGGAGAGUACGGUAUUAAUAAGAGAAAAGAGACAAAACUAAUCAUUCUUGUCUUCAAAUUCAGUACCCUUUACUCAAAAAGGUUUAAACCCAAGAUCUGAUUAGUAAUUCUCCUUUCUGCAGCUGGCUGCCAUGCAUUCACUCGUACAUUGGUUAAGAGAAUUUGCGGUUAUAUCUCUGGCUGAUACAUUCACGUACUGGAUAAUGAAUUGAUAUUAUAUGGAGAAAUUACAUGUCAAUCACUUCAGAUAGUCCAAAAGGAUCGUGCUUUUAUAGACAGUGUCAUUUUUCUCGCCGUCCAACAAACGUUUCCCUCCACGCAAAGGAAUCUAUUUAGCGCAUUUGUCGGUUAAACGAGUUACUUCCGACUUACCAGAAAUGACGUUUUGGAAUUUUUACUAAUUCGCCUUUAACUCUUGAUCUCCUAUAAUAUCUCACAUUUCAGCUCAAGUUUACUGCAACUUUGACAGUCGGACUUGGUGCGGGUUCACACAAGACACCCAGGAUGAGUUUGACUGGACCCUUCACAGGGGUCGCACGGGCAGUUAUCCAACCACGGGACCAACUAAUGACUUCUCAGGAAAUGGUAAGAUAGACUUUUAUAAAAGUUCAGAACUUUUUGGCAGGCCAAUUCCUCGCGACAACUUUCGUAAGCGACCAGCUUUAUUAACAACAAGAAUUUUGUUAAACCCCGUCACGUUUUAGCAUAGACUUAAGCUGCUCUGUGGGUCACGACCACUUUUGUGAAUUAAGGACUGGUCUUUUCCUUGGUUCUCAAGUUCUCGUAGACGACCGCUCAGGCAACACUACUUAAAUAAAAACAACUACUUUUUGGUCAAAUUUAGUAUUAUAAAUAACAUAAGCGCUAAUAAAUCGUCAAACAUGAUAAAAAAGAAACUAUUUAAUAAUAUUUUACCUUAAUGUAUUGAUAUAUGAUUAACAACAUCUGCUAAGAAUUUUGCUUAAAGCCCUCGUAAGCAAGCACCUUCAAUAAGUUUAUUUCAAAGUCGUUUACAGGUAAAAGAACCCAUUCUCGAACACAGCUUAAAACGUUGCGACCACUUCUAUAAAUUUCCAAAUUCAAGUGGUCGAUUGUGAGAGCUAGUUGACUGUACUUUACCUCGGAAUUAACCCACCUGGAAAUUGCGUCGUUAAUGCCUGAAUUUAAUUUGAAUAGGGACUAUAAUAAUUUUGUUGUAGGUUACUAUAUCUAUGCAGAAGCAUCGUCACCCCGGCAACCUGAUGACCGUGCGCGCCUUGUGUCGCCAAUCUUGACUGGCUCACAUUGCGUCGUUUUUCGGUACCACAUGAAUGGUGCCGAUAUGGGGAGUUUGCGGGUGUACGGCAAAGUCGGCUCAUUUGAGCAACAAGUUUGGGAACGCAGUGGAGACCAGGCAGAUACAUGGAAUGGUGUAGAGUUCAGGAUAGACACCACUGCACAAUAUCAGGUGGGUAAGCCGGACAAAUUACUGCAUAGUUCAGUGAGCGUGAUCACCCGGGUGACCGCAGCCCUGAAUAAGGGUUGAUUUCAGUGUUGCGUAAUUUUUAUGUGCGUACGUGCGUAAAAUUCACGUUCGCAAAUAAACUAGAGGCAAUGCAUGAAAGGGCGUCGUAAGCGUAAAUGUUGAACCUCGCUUCACUUCUCGCUUAAGCUCAGCACUUUUUAUCUUAGCUCUAUCUUAUUUACGUGAUUGAAAUUUACGUGCGUAGCCAAAAACGUGUCAGUGGAAAUCAACCUUUAGACUACUGUUGACAGUGACUCAUGUUUCAACAAGCCGUGCGGUAGCAGCGGAGCCCGUAAUCUGGAGAGUGCAACUCUUUUACGUAUCCCAGGCAACCAUGUUUUCACAGAUCACUUUAUUUUUAGCAUCAUUUUGGAGCACGUUUCCCCGUGAAGCUAUACGAAGCGAACUCGAAGCACUUGUCUUUAAUGCCAUGAUUAUUUGCGAUCUUUAAUUCAGAUCGUUUUUGAGGCUGUUCGUGGUAGUGGAUAUAUGAGCGAUAUCGCACUGGACGAAAUCAAAAUGAUCCAAGGCUAUUGUAAGUCAGCCCAGCCAGUUGCACCCACCACCCUCCUUCCCAGUCCUCCAUCCACAAGAAAAGUCGCGGCUACAACCAACGGUAUGUGCAGUGCUUGAUGUUGCCAAUCUCGUCCCCAAGGCUUCCCGCCAAUUUCUAGGGGAAACUCGCUGCGGAAGAGGUUUUGAUGUUGCCUAUUGCAGUAGUGUACUAUAUUCUUUGAGCGCUACAUGUACUCCAAAGAUGUUAGUCCCGGCUCAAUACGGGCAUUGAGCCAUGCGUGUUAGGGUAGAAUUCUGAGAAGCAAAAUGGCCUUGAGAAACCUACAUAAGACAGGCGAAAUAGCGGCAAGCAACAGAAACUGAAACUGAAGGACCAGGCCCCCUCCUUAUCUCAGGGUGUGGAUGACCCCCGCCCCCCCCCCCCCCCCCCCCCCCCCCCCCCCCCCCGCGCUGCCCCCCAACCCACCGACACCCCCCACAGCGACACGGCCCCCCCCCCCACAGCACCCCAAAACGAGCCGGCAAAUCCCAUGGGAGACAAACAAUUGUCUCCACCCACCGCACCCCCCCGCCACCCCCCCCGAACAAAGGAAGGGGAAAAAGAGGGAAGCAAAGGAAACAUGAACGGAAGGGCCCGGCCCCCCCCUUUUCCCAGGGUGGGGAUACCCCCCCCCCCCCCCCCCCCCCUCCCUCUAUCUGAAGGUCUGGAUUCGCACAACAUGAUAGUAUAAUACCGACAGGGACAUGGCUUCCUCCUCAAUACCGGAAACGACAGGUUUAGAAAUUCAGACUGGGAUCAUAAGUCUGCCCCCAAUCCCCAACCCCCCUAGGGGGCUCCUGCCAUGUUCUCACCAUAGUCAAUAUCCUGUAAAAGGCUCUUACUCCCAAAGGUCAAGUACGUACGUUCGAGCGCCAUGAGAAAGGCUUAUGAGGAAGAGGAACUUUAAAAUUGAGAGAGCGAUAGCGUAUUUCAGUGAUGAUCACAACUAGAGGGUCUCAAUGGGGCUAUUAAACCAUCAGCCGUCAAAAUGAAAGGUAUUUCAAAUCUCACUAUUUCAGGUGCAUUUCACGAAUUUCUGGCUCGAGAAGAAUCUCUUCGAGUUAGAAAAACCAGUUUCCUUUUCCUCAAAAACACUCUUCUUUCUGGACAUUUAAUAUAAGACCUUACAAAUUGCUUUUAUCUGAAAGCAUUUCGAAAUUAUAUAUGUGAAAGGCUAAGGUAACCUCCAAAACAACGGUUCGUAUUAGUUAAACUGAAGACAAUAUUUACUUAAACUCUUCGAUUAAAUUUCCACUAAACAACCGUCAACCGUAAAAAGCUCUAAAAUUUAACCGUCAAACCGUCAAAGCUACCACCCCGUUAAGACCCUCUAAGGGACCGGUCAUUAUUUAUCGCCUGGGGGGCUGCGGAGGAUUUUAGGGGGGAUCACUUGAUUUUUGAGAGAACAAAAGGGGGGAUCAGUCGUAACUGAGAACCUAAAAGGGGGGGAUCGCUGAAAACUUUGGAAGGAUUCAGAGGGAGGAUCACUCAAAUUUGUUUGGAAAAUGAAGACGUGGGGGGGAUCGCAAAAGUCAUCAAAAGUUAUUAAGGGGGAUCACUUCAAUGAAGUAAUAUUCAAAGGGGGGAACGGCUAAAUUCCCCCCCAGCCACCCCCAAAUAAUGACCACCCCUAACUAGAACAAAAUUCUCUAAUCUAAUUGGCUAUCAGCAGCCAUAAACUUUAGACUAUGAGAUCUCUUAUGCGUAAUUACAUUUUGUAGGUUUGAACUGUCCACCGGGGUGGAGUCGGUAUAACAGUUCGUGCUAUAGGGCUUUUAACAGCAAGAGUCUGUGGCUUGUCGCAAAAUUCCGCUGCCGACAAAAUGGUGGAUAUCUAGUUGCCAUCAACAACGAUAAGGAGCAUGAAUUCGUCAGAAACCUGGCUGCAACACUCUAUGGGGACUACGCGAUUUGGAUCGGUCUUCGUCGAGAUUCCACUGGCAAGUUUUCGCAAUGGGCCAAUGGCGAACCCUUAACGUUUACUAAAUGGUCCAGAAAUGAACCCGAUAAUUUCUUUGGGGACGAAGACUGUGCCGAAAUGUUCAUGUACAGUGGCAGGUGGUUGGAUACGACUUGCGUUGGGCGUCGUGCUUCAAAACAUCCCUUUAUUUGCGAGAUGAGUGAGUUUUGUAUACAACGAUAGUUGCUGUUUACAAAUUCUUUAUUUUUGUUGUAAGAGGCUCCUUAGUCGGCGUCAGAAUCCGGGAUGGGAACUGACGUUUCGACCGCGUACUACAAGUCUUCAUCGGGCUAUAAUCAUGGUGGGUUUAGUGAGUAGGACUAUUAGUUACCAUUAGUACCACCGUGGUUGUCUCGAUCAAUAACUAUUUUACAAAAAAAAAAAACGAUAAACGAAACCCUUCUUACACAUUACCAUGAUGGAUAAAUAUUUUUCAUGAUAGGGAGCUCUCUCGCGCGCGCAACGCAGCACCAUGGGUAAGAAAAUUUGGUUUCGCAACCACUUUCCCAGGGCUCUCUCUCUCUUGCUUCGAAGCAACCAAAUUUUAACAGAGAAAGAGCUAGAGCGAGAGAUCAAAAACAAAGAAGACCAUUUUUUUGGAAGAAAAACAUGGAAAUUUUAUAGCGGCGGUGAAAAAAUGAGAGAUGCUAGCGACCACCAAGGUGAGAAUAAGCGACAGUGAAAAAAUAAGUGAACAGGAAAAAACCGAACACAUACGAAAUUUCCUCCAUAAAACGUAUAGCUAGGACGUUUCUGGACGUUUCACGUUGUAGUCGUGCAAAACAUCGAAAGAAAUGUACAAAGAAGUGUGCUGCACGUGCAAAGUUGUUUUUUUGCUAAUUAGACCUAUCAUAGGUCCCCGCCGCCCGUAGGAGUGCCCAUUUUUUUCUGAUCGACUUUUUGUUUUCUUGGCGCAGCUCCAGGAAGAAGCUUGCCUCCAACGACCAUUCCUCAGGCAUCCUGUGGAGUACGACCCUUAGCGACAACGGUCAAGACGCCUUCUUCGGGUUUCUUAAGUAUCGGUAAGAUCGUAGGGGGCAAGAUAUCAAGCCCAGGGGCGUGGCCUUGGCAGGCUGCUAUCAUGUGCAAGACGUGUCAGGAUCAAAGUUGUGGAGGCACCUUGAUUUCCCCAUACCAUGUAGUCACUGCUGCUCAUUGUGUUCCUACCAGCAUUGACGCGUUUAUCGAGAAUUACAAAGUAUGUAAGAAUUGUCAUUCUUCCUUAUCGUUCUAGCUUAAGUAGCUGGCGGGGUUGUUAUUCACGGGGGUACGGCGGAACCACCACGUGAAGCCGGGAGGGAAACGAUAAAAUGACCUGUUCCCAAUAUUCACGGGGAUCCGCUGCCAAAACAGUACAGCACUGGCCAGCGUAUCUGCACUCGACCGCUAAUCCUGUUAGCCGCGCAGAUUGUUAUCGUACUAACCAAAACAUGGCAACCUGCGGUCUCUCCUUACACCAAGGCAACAGUUAUAGCCGCAAAAUACCUUAACCAGAUUUUAUCUUCAAUUAGGAACUCUAAAUACGCACGGCAUUUAUAAAUUUUUUGUCCAAAAGAGAACUGCAAGGACUGAUCAAACAACGUGAAUAGACGGUAGUUACAAUAUUUCGAUGUUAGUCUUCAUCAGGUUUAUUAGGAAGAUCACGAAUUUACAGAAAUAAAUGUAGUGCUACAAUUGACGCAAGUGACGUAGUAUGGCGUUUCUACUUAAAAAAAAAAAAAGAAAGAUAAGGUAACAGAAAAACAAAUUAAGAUAUGUUCAAGGGCCCUACGUUUAAGGAUGAAGUGUGCUUCACGUGCCUUCCUGAGAGAUUAACGUCCAUUCUUUAAGUUUUUCAAUACGAAUAAGCAGCAUAUGGGAAUUGAUCAACCCCCGUUAAUUAUCGAGACUUUCAAGAAACGGGCCUAAGAAUCUUUAUUCUUCAUCUAGGAGCUUAACACUGUGGGAUGGAAUCUUGGACCCCUGCGUAAAAGCUAUGUUUAAAUUCUUACGGUGAUAUCUGUAACCGGCAGGUCCGCCUUGGCGAACACAAUUUUAAACAGACUGAAGGGUACGAACAAGACAUCAACAUCACUUCGGUCACUAAACAUGGAUCAUACGUUGCAGCCAGUUACGAUCGCGACAUCGCUGUCAUAAAGCUGGCCUCUCCUGCCAGAUUCAAUGACCGUGUGGCACCCGUCUGCCUACAAAGCAAUACUGCUGAGUUUCCUCCAGGUAUGUUCACACAACCUGUACUUUGACUUCAAGCCGGGGAUGUUUCAGGGGCAGCCAACGACUGUUUUCUCUCAAAAAUGUCUGUUCGGAGAAGCAAAUAUUCCGUAGAAUUUUUUAUACUUGAGGACAAGUAAUAGACCGUUUUCUGCACCUUAUCACCAUCCCCUUCGUGCGCGUCUCGCGCUCCUCUCUCGCUUCCGCUUGCCUUCGCUCGCCUCAAAAACACGAAAACAAAAAAAAAAACGCCCGUUCUGUUAAUGGAGCAGACAGGGGAAGAACAUCAUGCAACAAGUCGUGUAAGAGAAAACGUUGUCUCCAGCUAAAAUUCUUUUUCAAGGAAGAGUAAUUGGGGUUUCUAUGCCAAUGAAAUUUCUUUUGUAUGGAGCCACGAGGUAGAGAAGGAAACCUUUCCUCAAUAAUGGAACAGUGACGUGCCUUGAAAGCAGACGAAUAAGUACAACAGUGGGUCGCACCAAAGAUGUCUCAAUUUUAUUAUCGCUUAUAUGCCUCUCUCUUUACGGGCCCGUAGCCCUCAUUUGAAACCAAAUGCCUUUCUGGAGUUUUGUUUUCUUUUUUGAGGCUGGAGUAAGGAUAGCAAUGAGUGAAAAGGAUAGCAAUGAUUCCUUAAAUUACGACAUUACUGCACAGGAUUACCAACGAGCAAUUAUAUUUUCAAUUGCAGGGACGGAAUGCGUCAUCACAGGCUGGGGCCGCACCAGUCAGGGGGGCAAAUUAUCGUCUGUUCUGAAAGAGGCCAAGGUGCCGAUAGUAUCGGAAGGAGAAUGUAGAAGUAACUACGGAAGAGAUGGCCUUAUAACGUCCAACAUGCUCUGCGCUGGCUUCAGUAGUCAGGGAACGGAUGCCUGUCAGGGCGAUAGUGGAGGUAAACAAUUGAACUGCCCACCUACCUCUCCCCUAAGCCAACAUCUUGCCCUAAGUGAGAAGUAAGUGAUAAUGUUGGCUUAGGGGAGGGGUAGGUGGGCAGUUUCCCUGAAACCUAAAUUGAUCCAAACAAUUCACAGAAAAUAAGCCCUAACCUUUAAUUUUUGAAGGCACGUUGCAUUCGCUCACUUCUCUAAUCCUUCUUUCUUUUAAGGGAGUUUGACGGUCCAGAAAAUUCUUCUUAAAGUCUACUCAAAACCUCAUCAUUACUGGUUGCAUUCCUUUUGACCAAUCGAAAUCUGGAUUUUACGUAGCCUGAAUUUCAUCCGAUUGCUUCGGGUCGUUUUCUUUGUAAUAACGACUCGAAGUAAUCGGAUGAAAUUCAGGCUAGAUUUUGCGAUCCAGAAUUUGAUUUUUCGUUACAUUAAGGACUAAACCAAUCUAAGAUUGUAAUCUGAACGAUCCACCUCCGCUCUUGGAUCGUUCAGAUUGGUAUCUCAAUCUUGUUUCAGAUUUUUAUUCCAUUUAACGAAUUAAGCGAAACUGCAUUUCGAUUGCAAGAUCGUGCUCGUUCAUCUAUAAACACGGCGGUUCAAUGUUAGUUCGGGCCAGAGUUAUUUACACUCCUCCUUUGUUCUAUGCCGCUAAAGGAUUGUAGUGCAACUUUAUUAAGCUCAAGUUCCCCCAAAACUCUAAAUGGAGGAAGCGAAAACGCUUGCAUUUUCUCACCUUAAAACUAUAAUGUCCAAUGCGUUUGUGUGAUAAUUUUAAGUUGACGAGUCCCAGGAUGAACCACCACUAGUUAAAUAGCUACUUUCCUUUUCAUUUCUGCACGAGAAGACGCCUAAUUUAGCGGAAAGAAAUAACAAAUGAUGUAUUGAAAUUGAGAAGACGAUCAGAGCAGCCGGCAGCUACCGUAUGGAUCAAUCUUAUUUCAGAUGUUUGUUCCGGCUAGCAGGAAAAUCCAAACAAUCUGGAUUGUCUAAACCCGAAAAAUGUUUCGCUAAAAGAAAUGCGACCAUAGAGUGGAUUUCAAUUACAGGCAAUUGUGUUUUGAAUACGUUGAUUCAUCUAGCUCUGUUAACCUCCUAAUAAGCGUUAAUAAGCAAAUAUAUCACGUUGUUUUCUGUUGGGAAUUGUUACUACAUAGAAUUAAACAUAACAUGCACUUUCCGCAGUUUUUGCCACGAAAGCAUGCGUAGCAGGCGCUUGGAAGUAGGGGGUACAAGAAAAAACGGGCGCGCGAGAAGGAGACACGGGUGCGCCCGUUCUCUCUUUCACCCACUACUUCCAAGCGCCUGCUUCGCAGGCUAUUGCCACCACGGCACUCGAAACAUACAUUUGAGUUCCUCGUACAGUUUUCCUUGAGCUUACAAUUUUCUUCCCCUUUUGUUUUUGCUUUUUCCCAGGUCCUCUUGUAUGUGAGAAGGACAACCGCUGGUAUCUGGUGGGCGCAACUAGCUGGGGAUGGGGCUGCGCUGGGCAGUACUACGGCGUUUACACCAAUAUUGCUAAAUUAUACAACUGGAUUAAAGCAAACACAUUGUAG